AAGAGCUCGGCGCGCGCGCCGCUCGAUUCCAUGAAAAAAGCGGAUCGUGGAAAACUGGACGUUCUAAAUUUGAAUUUAGUUUUGUGUUUCAUAAAAUAACAUGGGGCUAGAAAAUGGCACCAGCGACGUCUUUGAGGCACGCACCUCAGAAGAACUCGGGCGCUACCUCAUCGCGGCCCGCGACCUGGCCCCAGGGGACCUGGUCCUCACCGAACGACCCCUGGUCUUCGGCCCCAAGGCCACAGUGGUCCCUGAGGCCACCAUGCCCUGUGUGGGGUGCUACAGGCCCGUACCUACUGAUGUUGGAGAGAGAUGUGCUAAAUGUGGCUGGCCAGUGUGCAGUGGGAACUGCCCAGGACUGACAGACCCAAGACACCACGGAGCUGAGUGCGUCAUACUUAGCGCGCGUCCCGAAUGUGUACUGGACAAUAUGCCUGACUAUUAUAGGCAUGACGCUCUCCUGCCUCUUCGAUGUGCGCUACUGCAGUCGACUGCACCCGAACUGUGGACGAAGCUGUCAGAAAUGCAGUCGCAUAUGGAGUGCCGUUCCCCGGGAACAGACGCUUACGAUGAAGCCAACGAGUUCAUUGUAGAAUAUCUUAUGAACAACUUCAUCAAUAAGCUUGACGAGGAGACGAAGAAGAAAUAUCUUCCUGAGAUGUCAGCAGAACACCUUCACGUAUUUUGUGGCAUUAUUGACACUAAUGCACUCGAAAUUCGCCUUCUGGAAGGUACUGAGUUACUUGCACUAUACACUAAUACUUGUAUCAUGGAACAUAGUUGCAUACCAAACACAAAACAUACCUUUAGUCACGUGACUAAAGAUAGGAAUGAUUUCUUUAAAAUCACUGUCAAAGUUGUGGUUCCAGUGUUGAAAGGGAAUCAUAUAACAACAAUGUACAGCCAUGCUUUAUGGGGAACACAAGCGAGGAGACAGCAUUUAAAGGAUACUAAAUAUUUUGCCUGUCGGUGUGAAAGAUGUGCUGAUCCAACUGAACUUGGAACCUACAUCAGUGCGAUGAAAUGUCUAGGAGAUGGGGAUAGUAUUUGCGAUGGAAUACAUUUGCCUGAAGACCCGUUAGAUGAUGAAACAGAUUGGGCUUGUAAUAAAUGUUCGGUAAAAGUAAAUGGAUCACAAGUGCUUAUGUUAAUAUCACAAAUGGCUGAAGAAAUAGAGGCUGUUGAAAUGAUGGGAGGAACAAUACAGAUGUGGGAAGAUUUGCUUUGCAGAUUGUCAAUGUUUCUGCAUCCAAAUCACUAUCACUUGUUUUCUAUAAAGCACUCCUUGUUACAGCUGUAUGGUCGACAAGCGGGUUACACUUCAGAUGAAAUUUUGAAUAGGAAAAUCAAAAUGUGCAAGGAUCUCAUUGAUAUUACCAAGAAACUAGAUCCAGGUAACGCUAGAUUGAGUUUGUACAUGGCUGUUUUGCAACAUGAAUUACAUUCUGCCUUAGUUAUGAUUGUCAAGAAAGCCAACGGUGAAGGAAAACCUCUGGAUGAUUUGAAACCACUUAUUUCAGAAGCUAAAACUGCUAUUAACGGAGCAUUAGACUCAUUGAAAGAUGACAUGGAAGAAAUAGCCGGAAAAAAGCUAUUUGCUGUUAUUAAUGAGAACAAAAAGGAUUUUGAUAAGUAUUGUAAGAAAAAGAAGAUCAACGUUUGAUUUUAUGUAAUUUUC
Molecule: messenger RNA, 1678 nt
Organism: Cydia strobilella
Lineage: Eukaryota; Metazoa; Arthropoda; Insecta; Lepidoptera; Tortricidae
Gene: SmydA-5
Product: SET domain-containing protein SmydA-8
Exons: 6
Coding region: 101-1663 (520 amino acids)
Molecular function (GO): protein binding
Source: RefSeq, a predicted model, not a curated record